Molecule: messenger RNA, 2579 nt
Organism: Sinocyclocheilus rhinocerous
Lineage: Eukaryota; Metazoa; Chordata; Actinopteri; Cypriniformes; Cyprinidae
Product: synaptic vesicle glycoprotein 2C-like
Exons: 12
Coding region: 151-2325 (724 amino acids)
Biological process (GO): transmembrane transport
Cellular component (GO): synaptic vesicle membrane
Molecular function (GO): transmembrane transporter activity
Source: RefSeq, a predicted model, not a curated record
AACCGCAUACGUCACGCUCUCCUGUCCACUGCUGUCUUUCUCCAAACCACUCGACUGACCCACAGUAACUGAUCUCGUCCUCUGAAACUCACGUUUGAUUCCUGACUGGUGGAAUCCACUUCUGCAGCCAAACAGCUGAACUCUGCCAAGAUGGAGGACUCGUACAGAGACAGGACAUCUCUGGUUAAAGGCGCUCGUGACAUCGCCAAGGAGGCGAAACGCCACGCCGGCAAGAAGGUCAACAAAGUGGUGGACCGUGCUUCGAACGAAUUCUCCGGCCGCAGCUACAGCCGCUUUGAAAACGACGAAAACGAGGGCGCCGACGAAGACUGUUACAAUUAUCAGGACGGCCAGGCUCAGCGAGAGGAUGACGAGGGAUCCAGCGACGCCACCGAGGGCCACGAUGACGAAGACGAAAUAUACGAGGGCGAGUACCAGGGCGUGCCUGCUGGGGGCGGGGCCACGGAUGGGCGUGGCCAGGUGGCGAUUGGCCAGCUGUUGACGGAUGGAAUGAAGGACAAGCGAGAGCUGGAGAAGGAGAGAGAGGCGGAUGAGGAGGAGCUGGCGCAGCAGUACGAGCUCAUCAUCCAGGAGUGUGGACACGGACGCUUCCAGUGGCAGCUGUUCUUCGUGUUGGGCCUGGCACUCAUGUCUGACGGGGGGGAGGUGGGCUGGGUGAGUGAUGAAAGAAUUGCACAAACUAACAAACACCAUGCUCACAGUCUUUCUCGGCGUGUGUCUGCAGGCAGUGUGGUGUAUCUGGGAAUGAUGGUGGGCGCGUUCUUCUGGGGCGGUCUGUCAGAUAAGGUGGGUCGACGGCAGUGUCUGCUGGUGUGUAUGUCAGUCAACGGCUUCUUCGCCUUCCUGUCAUCCUUCGUUCAGGGCUACAGCACCUUCCUCUUCUGCAGGAUGCUCUCGGGGUUUGGGAUUGGCGGUGCGGUUCCCAUCGUGUUCUCAUAUUUUGCUGAGUUCCUGGCCCGUGAGAAGCGCGGGGAACACCUGAGCUGGCUCUGCAUGUUCUGGAUGGUGGGCGGGAUCUACGCCUCAGCCAUGGCCUGGGCCAUCAUUCCACACUACGGUGAGUGCCAUCUUGAUGCCUUCUCCGCGGCAUCCAUGAUGUUCCUGAUGGCUCUGUUACGGCAUUCACCUGUCAACUCCUCAUACUUGGCUCUCUUCCGUUCAAAUGCCUCUUCCAUCCGGUCUUCCCAGGGCACAGUCAAUUCCAGUAGAACCACCUGCCUUGAUGAUUCUGAAAAUAGGACCAUGUCAGGCCUAAGUGUGGUCGUGGCGAUGGUUUCUGGAAAUCUGAGCUGCCUUCCCAGGUUUGGUCCUCCAUACAGCACAACUCAUGAAGUGGGAAAGCAUGACGAAGCAUGGAUGGUUCUCAAACAGAUUCAUGACACCAACAUGCGUGCGCGCGGAGAGCCCGAGAAAGUCUUUACUGUGAACCGUAUUAAGAUCCCCAAGCAGCUGGAUGAGCUGGUGGAGAUGCAGUCGGAGUCGACAAACCCUGUGGCCAAAGUCUUAUUCAGGAUCAAGAGCGAACUGCGCGGAAUCUGGCUCACGUUCCUGAAGUGCUGGGAUUACCCCGUCAAGGACAACACUGUGAAGCUGGCCGUGGUUUGGUUCUCGCUGUCGUUCGGGUUCAUUGGCAUGAAGUUUAAGUCUGUGACUUUCAUCGACUCCACCUUUCAGAGCUGUUACUUUGAGGACGUCAGCUCCAUUGGUUCCUUCUUCAAGAACUGCACCAUCAUAGAAGCGUUCUUCUAUAAUACAGAUAUCGACGACUCGAAAUUCAUCGGUUCCUCUGUGAUCAACUCCACGUUUGCACACAACAAGACCGGCUGUCAGAUGACGUUUGAUGACGACUACAGCGCAUACUGGGUGUAUUUCAUCAACUUCCUCGGCACGCUAGCCGUGUUGCCAGGCAACAUAGUCUCCGCCCUCCUUAUGGAUAAAGUGGGCCGUCUGAGCAUGUUAGGCGGCUCGAUGGUGUUGUCUGGCAUCAGUUGUUUCUUUCUGUGGUUUGGCACCAGUGAGUCCAUGAUGAUAGCGAUGCUCUGCCUUUAUAACGGACUCAGUAUAUCGGCCUGGAACUCACUGGACGUGGUGACGGCCGAACUGUAUCCCACCAACAGGAGAGGAACUGGCUUUGGCUUUUGUAACUCCAUGUGUAAGCUGGCCGCAGUCUUGGGGAAUCUAAUAUUUGGGUCGUUGGUGGGAAUCACAAAAUCCAUCCCGAUCCUGCUGGCCUCGUCUGUGCUGGUCGCCGGAGGCCUGGUGGGUCUGCGGCUCCCCGACACCCGCAACAACGUCCUCAUGUGACCCCACCACACCUGUGACCUCUGACCCUGAGUCGUCACGGAAACACGCAGGACACGCUCAGGGUGCAGGUGGAAGCGACUAUGACGUGUUUGCUUCAUUUAUUCAUUUAAAGUGUGUUAUUUAUUCAGUUAGAGAUGUUUAUUCUCUGUUGAAUUUGCCCAGUUCAGAUCAAAAGAUUAGAUGUUGAUGCCUUUGUUACAGUAAAUCAAAUGUUAUUAUGUUAUGAAAUGUAAAAAUGAAAAAAGUGUCGAAAU